AUGGCGAGAGACAAAGGAAAAGGGAAAGCCAAAAUCCCCACAUAUUCAUCAUCGGACUCCACUGACGCAAGUGUUCCUGCGUCACCUCCUCCACAAAAAGAUGCUCCUCUGGUAAUUGGCAAACCAAAAGAAACACCCAAGAAAAGAACCAGUGAGCCAGUUCAAGAAAAGGGAACCAAAAAGAAAAAGACUUCAAAAGCUCCAGUUGUACAUAUGGAGAGGGCUAUUCAUGAGCCAAGCAAAGAAGGUAGUGGGAAGGAUAUGAGUGACUCAGAGUCUGAGGCAGAACCAGAGACCCCUGCUCCUGUUGCUCUUGGAAAAGGAAAGGGAAAAACAGCUCCAAAGGAACAAAGCAGUAAGCAGAAAGAGCAAACUGGAACUGAAUUGGCUGCUGCAAUUCUUCAAACCUUGAGUGACAAACCUGUCAAGCCCAAAAAGCUGAAAAUGGCUGCUCCAAAACCAAUCAGAAGAAGCUCUAGGCUGAAAGGAUAA
This is a messenger RNA of Hevea brasiliensis (rubber tree), 492 nucleotides long. RefSeq lists its product as uncharacterized. NCBI's taxonomy places the organism in Eukaryota, Viridiplantae, Streptophyta, Magnoliopsida, Malpighiales, Euphorbiaceae. The record is from RefSeq and is a predicted model, not a curated record. Bases 1 to 492 code for a protein of 163 amino acids. The transcript is spliced from 3 exons.